AUGAACUGUGCUUCUUUUGUUGAAAUCCUGAGUAUUGAUGCAUUUGUUUUCCAGAUUACACUGACAGGUUUCAUGUUUCUACUGACAUCAGCAUUCCUUGGCUUUGUAAGUAAAGUUUUCAAUACAUAUGAAAUGGUCCUAUAUUGUUCUUAUAUAUAUAAUAUAUGUGCAAGUUUUUUCCUUUCUUGAUGAUCAUAGUACUACACUACUAAUAAUUCAGAAAGUUUGAGCAUUAUUAUUGCUUCCAUUCUACGCGCAGAUGAAGAAGACCCUGAAAAUGCACGAUGAAUCAAAUAAGCGACAGAAGGUUGAUGAUGAUGUCCAAGAGGGUGCUCUUCCUCCUUAUCCACUCGAUUGUGAUCAGACACAGCGUGCCAAGGUGGAUUACUGUUUUUGGCUUCUCUCAGCUAAUUACUGCCUCUGUUACAAAUCAUAGGCCACUUCGAUUGUUGUUGGUUCAUAAAUUUUGUUAUGUAAAAAAAGUCGAAGUGACAUAAUCUGGAACAGAGGGGGUGGUAUGAUACAGUAACGUUUUAAGUCAAAGCGACAUAAUUUGGAACAGAGGGAGUAUGAUACAGUAACGUUUUAUGGCCCUGUGGGAUGUGAUUCAUCCAAAGUCUGAUUCAAAUGUAAUGUUCUCCAUUUACUUGUUAUCAUAUUGUGCAAGCUAAUUCUGAAAGGAGCUGCAUCCAGUUUCCUAUGAUGACUGAACAUGGUUGGAGGCCUCCUGUGUUAGCAGCUGUUGUAUGCCUGUAUCUACAUGAAUUUUCUCCUGACUACUAUUGGUUCAUGGAGGAUAAAUAAAAAUAGCUGGAAAGAGCCCAUUGCAUUUCUGUCUACUACUCUUUUGGAAGCAGAUGAUCGUGCUGUUCGAAUGGCUGCUGGUGAAGCAUUGGCUUUGUGCUUUGAGUUAAAUCUGCUUGAUGUUUCUUCUCGUGAGGAUGAUGGUGUUAACACAGGAGGAACAACUGGUUCUAAGAACAAGCUUUUCUUGGAUAUGCAAGCAUUAAAAGCCAAAAUAUCAGGUCUGGCCACUAAUCUCUCUACUGAGGCUCGGGUGCAAGGUGCAGAACCAGAGAAGAUCAUCAUGUUAAAGUACGUAAGCAGGCAAGUUGACACGAAGGGUAGGCUGGGAUUGGGCGGACACGUAAUUGCUUCAUGUUUUACGGCUUAAAUCUUUAUUAUAUAAAUUAUCAGUUUACACGAUUCUAUAUUUAUCUUUUCUCUUCUAGAUAAAAUAAAAUUAUAAAUAAAUAGGAUUUGAACCUUAGUUAUUAGAUUUACAUUCACACCCAACUAACCAAGAUAUCAUAUAUUUUUAUAUUUUAUUAAAACAAAGUCUAACCUUAUCUCUGGAAUAUUCAAAAGCAUCAACGUUAGUGUUCAAGGUUAGUAUAACAAAGGAAUUCAAUUUUCCUUCACAUAACAUGUUUAGUAUUACUGAAUGUUAUUCCGAUUUCUUCUAAAAAAUUGCAGAACUCAGUAACUGAAGAUGGAAGACUAAGAUGACAUUUAUGGAGACUAUUCUGAUACAUUGUCGAGCACUAAGUUUGACAUUAUGAACAUCUCAACAUACUGAGACAUGGAAGAACACCAUCAUUGUUUAAUGAUGAGGAGGACAGUGAUUUCUCUUAAGUAUAGUGCUUGCUAGAGUGUGCGACAUGCCAGAUCAUCCAACAGAUUGGCAAGUGAUGUGUGUAUGGUUGAUUCAUUUAAUUUUGUUAUGCAUUUUGGUCACUAUAAGAAUGCAUUCUUUAUGUGUGCUGAUAUGACAUCCUUGGACCUAACGCUUCAAUUUUCAAAUUGGUUAUUGUUGUAUCCUUUUAUAUGAAGAGGGAAUGGAUAAGACAUGAUUUGAAUAAAUUCCAGUAGUUAAUUUUUUUGUACAUUCACAAUAUUGAUGCCAUUGUUGUGUUGGUUUGUUCAGGCGUGGCUAACCCCGUGAACUUGCCGUCGGGAAGUCCAGCUGCUGCGGUUUUUGUGGCGAGCCUUUGCAGUUCGUUCUUCAGUGUAACCGGCAACAUCAGCUCUGCAAGAACCCCAGAAUAAACCCUGACAUCAAGACACUCCACUGAUCACUCUUGUGCUGCUCCUACCAAUGGAGCAAGAGCAUCUCCACCUGACAAUGGUCCACUCGUUGUAUUCAUCACUAAGUCCGCUCGAUUCCACCAAUAGGUGUUCAUGCUUACAGUUGAAUUGGCAAACUGAGGGAGGUGCCGGGGGAGCAAAAUUUUCUCAGUUUGGCGCUGAUUUAUCAAUGAUCAUGGAUAAGCAUUUGAAGACCCUUGCCCCAGUCUACGUGGGAACAAAAUUCGUCAAGCUUGAUGCUGAAAAUGCUCCAUUCUUUGUGGCCAAACUGGCAAUCAAGACACUGCCAUGUGUAAUAUUGUUCAAGAAGGAUAUUGCUGUUGACCGAUUAGUUGGGUUUCAAGAUCUCAGAAGUAAAGACGAUUUUCUGACAAGAGCAUUGGAACACAUUCUUAUUCUCAAGACGAAAGGGAUAAUCGAUGAGAAGAAGAAAGAUGACGACGAUGACGAUGAAGAAAGCGGGGCUAAGAAUAGGAGGGUUAGGUCCUCAACUGCUCAAGACUCUGACUCAGACUGAACUUGAGAUGAGGAUUGAGGACUCACCGUUUUUGCACUUUGGAUUUUGUUUGUUUGUUCUGUGUUGUGCUGUACUGUAAUUGUUUUGUGUAACCAUGUAUCGGUACCAGACACCACAACAAGAACAUGUACAAGAGAUUCUUUAGCAUCCAUUGUGUGUAAAAGCUAGGAUUUGUAGCUGCCUUUUAUUUCGUUUUUCCUCAGCUAUCAUAGGAUGGUACACCACAACAAGAACAUGUACAAGUAUGUCAUA
Messenger RNA from Zea mays, 2857 nucleotides. Its product is annotated as thioredoxin domain-containing protein PLP3A. The transcript has 9 exons. The coding region runs from base 2099 to 2605 and encodes 168 amino acids. NCBI's taxonomy places the organism in Eukaryota, Viridiplantae, Streptophyta, Magnoliopsida, Poales, Poaceae. The record is from RefSeq and is a predicted model, not a curated record.